ACUAAAGACAUGUAUGUAAAAUGCAUUUUUGGCCGUCUAGAAGCUGUCUUUUGCUGUUUUAAAGCUAAUUUCCUGCAAUUCUACACAUUUUACUAUCAUAUGCAGACUGGGAUAGACCGGCUAGAUCUGAUCUCGUUACAGUAGUGCAGCCUCGUGCUUCAAUGUAGCGUCCUGUCACCAUGGAGACACCCCGACUCAAAUGACUAGGGAACUUGACUGUGGAUUUUAGCUAGCAGACUUUGGCAUUUGCCAGUUAGCUAGCAAACAUUGAAACUCACGGAUGAAGAAUUAUUUAGAGAAUUUGCUCUGUUUUGGAACACUCCCGUGUCCAGCGUGCUGACAAUCUUUGACUGUAAAGCCAACACUGGACUGAUAGCUAAAGACGCAUGCCGAGGUUAAAUAAAAUCUAACGUUACUGUAGCCAGCUAUUGGAAGUGGUCGCAUGUCAGUCCAGAAUGUUAUCUAGCUAGCUAACAUUAGUGGUUGACAAAGGAAAGAAGAUAUCCUACCUGAAACAUGUUUAAGAACGAAUAUCAGGGUGGAGCUGCUGUAGAGAUCUUCAGUGCACAAGGGAAAGAUCCUGUCGCAAAAUGGAAACUUUGUGGAGGAAAAUCAGCUAUAAAUAAAGAGUUUGACAAAGAGGUCAAGAGCUUUGUGUACAGUCUGGAGGGGAGCAGCCAAGCUAUUAAAAUGCAGAUGCCAAAGGAUGGAAAAAUGGCUCUUGGACUGGUACAGAGAUUCUUGGUCCUCCAGGUGAAUGUUUCCCAAUGUAAAGACUUCUCUACAGAGCUUGUGAUAACCGAUUUAGGUCAUCUGAAAAGGAGGCUGUACCUAUCCACGGUUCAUAAAGAGUUCUCUGCUACACCCUUGCAUGCAAGGAUACCUUUAGGUCUGAAACGCAACAUUUGGUGCAACAUGUGCAUCGACCUUGUGUCAUUCACCAGUGAGCUGUUUAAAGGUGCAGGGUUCUUAUCCUUGGAUGGAAUCACUGUCUCUGCCAGCUGUAAGUUACGGAGAAUCUUCACCAUGAAGACUGAGCCUGCAGGGGCUUCUGAUGGAGACCUAUAUAUUGGUGGAAAUGGUCCCUUGGACUCGAUCCCUCGGAGCUGCCAGUUUCCCCCUGACGUCCACCAGGUGAUCCAGGUAAAGAACAUGGAGAGGCUGAGACUGGCAGACCUGAAGACUUGCCCUCUCAACUCUGAGUCUGAUCAGUCAGGCAGUGGCAGGGUAGCCAGUGCUGCUCGAGGCCCCAAGAUCCAGCCGGACGCCUCCCACAUCGCAUUUGGGUCGAGGGUUUUAGGACCCCCUCCACUGACCGGAAGGAAGAACAGUGGACUCUCAGAGGGACAGGGACAGGAUGGGAGGACACAGGACGGGAGGACACACCGGAGCAUGAAUACGGGGUCUGUCUCUGGUGCAAGAUCAAAUAGAACAGCUGCUUCAGAGAGACAUCAGGAUCAUGGAGACUGGAGCGAGAAACAACCUGGUCCCGGUAGCCAGAAGAAUGACUCUGUUUAUGAGCUGGCAGGGAAGCCAGGGAGCCUGCAGCCGCGCCCACCUAAAGACAGAGCGUCAUCAGACAAGGUGGGGUCCAGGAAGCUACGGGUCCACAGUGCAGGGAAGGAGAAGUUGUCGCCUGGCUCAGACGCUGGACUUAUCCACCAUGGAGACAGGAACCAACGACGUUUGACCCCCAGUGAGAUGAGUGGAGACCAAACAGCAGACAAGUUGUUGUCUCCCAGACCUGUUGACGAGGACAGAGCCUGUUUGGAGCCCUCCAAAUCUUCUCCAGAGCUUCUGUCUGGCCAGUCGACCCCUGUCCCUGACCUCCCCCCAUCACCAUUACCCCUGCAGGACUCAGACAGUGAUGACAGUGAAGGGGAGAGUGAUGUGGAUGAAGUCUCUGAGCCUCAGUUCUCAGUGGAAGACGUGUUCACCUUCUCUUCUCGGCCCCACUCAGCCAAGCGAGGCCAGGGACAAGGACAUGGAGACCAGGGACAUGGAGAGACCUGCUGGACUGAGGAGGCAGCUCAGGCCACUGACACCUACGGCCAGCAGGACACGGGAGGGCACAGGGGGGCCAGGCCAGACGACGACUUCCUAGCCAGUGAGAGUGAGGAGGAGGAGACCUCCUCCAGGUUCCUCUAUCAGAGGUCCAGUGUCCCCCCCAUCCCUGGUACUCCUGGUGUUCCCCCCAGCUCCACCCCUGGUGUCCCCGGAUCAUCAGGCCUAGAUGGGGACACUCCGCCCAGAGCACGGCCUGGGUCCAGUGGGUCCAGUGGUGCAGACCGAACAUUUACCAUAGAGCGAACCCUAACCCACACAGACCCUGCAGGGGGUAAAACCAGGCUGGCUCCCCACACUGACUCCCAAGCAUACAGGAAAACAUUAGAGGUGCCUGAGAUGGUCCCAACCCGCUGCCGAUCACCCUGUCAGGGUACCAGGCAGGGGCAGAGACACAGCAGUCUGGGCCUGUCUGGACCUGGGGGAAGAGGAGGGGGAGCGAGCCAGACUCAGGACAGGAGCAGCAGCAGGACAUCACUGAGCAGGAGAUCUCUACGAGAGAUCAUCCCCCGAGGAGACGCCACAUUAGACAAGGUGGGCGAGGAGAGGAUGGAGAGAAGGCAUGAGCCUGUUGGGUCCAGUAGCUGUGAUUUGCGUCUGUUGGACAGCCUGCGUAUGCAGGAGGAGGAGGAGGAGCUACAUAUGCUGGCCAGUCUACGGCGGGAGCAGGAGGAAGAAGAGGAGGGGGGAGGAGCAACAGGUCUCAGUGCCUCUCAGAUCCACCAAUGUAACGUCAGCAUCAGCACCAGCAGUGAUGAGACAUCCACCUGGACACACAUACCUAUGCCGGCCAAACAGGGCCAUCACUACCAGAAGGAAAUGAACCCACUCUUACACUCCAAUCCAAGAGAAUGGAUGGAUGUCCUCAGCCCUCCCAUUAUUCCUCCUAGCCAGAAGAAAGGGAAGGGGUCAGAGGGCACAGGGGACCAUUGGAGGGGACCCCCAACCAGAGGGGCUGACGGAUCAGUGAAUGGAGGAAAUGAGGAUGAGGAGGAGUACCUGAAUCUUCUCUAUGAUCCCUCUCUUAACUGCUACUUUGAUCCCCAGUCUGGGAAAUACUAUGAGCUGGUCUAAUUCAUCAAGAUUUUUGAUGAGCAAAAUGCAGGAAAAGAACUGAACAGGCAUGUUCACUGCUGGAAAAAUAGAUUUUUACUUAAUUACGCUUUUCUGAACUAUUAAUGAGCCUUAGAAAAGAUUUAUACCAUUCUGUUAUCCUCGGUUGUAUUUAAUAUGGAAUGGUGAGGAUGCUCUUGUAAUUCAUUGUUUAUACAGUGACUUUUUAAAGUGUUCUGUACUGUAUAGUGUGUAUGCAGUAGUGUGUGUGUCGUGUGUCCUCUACACAUAUUUGUGAUUAAACGUGUUUGUUUUAUCCUUG
Molecule: messenger RNA, 3439 nt
Organism: Salmo salar (Atlantic salmon)
Lineage: Eukaryota; Metazoa; Chordata; Actinopteri; Salmoniformes; Salmonidae
Gene: cfap20dc
Product: CFAP20 domain containing
Source: RefSeq, a predicted model, not a curated record